AUGGCCUCCCUCCUCGCCUGCCCGGCCGAGCUGCGGCAGCAGGUCCUAAGCCACUGCCUCCCAAACGACGUCCACAACGCAGGCGCCGCGCCCAGGACGGCCCCCCUCCUCCCGCUCCUCCUGACAUGCAAGGUCAUCCGGCUCGACGUCCUCCAGCUCCUGGGCACCUGGUCGCCGCUGUACCACAUCGAGGACCCCGCCGCCAUCAUCACCACCACAUCGCGCCGGCGCCUGGACGACGAUGAGCCGCACAUGCGCAGAAUCAGCCUGCGCCUGUUCGCGGGGCUGGACCUGGCGCGGAUGCACGGGGAAGCACCCAUGGGUGCGGUCCAGGGCGUCUUUGACGUGGACCCGUGGCUCCGGUGCGUGGCCUCGCUGCCGCGGGCGGCCGUCGAGAGCGUCACCGUCGACCUGACGCCCGUCCCGGCGUGGAUGGCCGCCCGCCGGCCCGACUGGGUGCGGUCGACUGUGCUGGACGCGCGGAACCGCGCCUUCCUGUGCGGGCGCUGUGCGGGUCCUACGGCGCCGGGGUGA
This is a messenger RNA of Diaporthe citri, 534 nucleotides long. RefSeq lists its product as uncharacterized. The record is from RefSeq and is a predicted model, not a curated record. The transcript has a single exon. Bases 1 to 534 code for a protein of 177 amino acids. Lineage: Eukaryota; Fungi; Ascomycota; Sordariomycetes; Diaporthales; Diaporthaceae.